Hemiscyllium ocellatum (epaulette shark) is the source of this 2988-nucleotide messenger RNA. Its product is annotated as protein kinase C-binding protein NELL1-like. Bases 326 to 2764 code for a protein of 812 amino acids. The record is from RefSeq and is a predicted model, not a curated record. Gene Ontology annotation, molecular function: protein binding; calcium ion binding. The transcript is spliced from 20 exons. Lineage: Eukaryota; Metazoa; Chordata; Chondrichthyes; Orectolobiformes; Hemiscylliidae.
GGGAGGGAGAGAGGGGGUUUGUCCCGGUCAAUGUCGGUGGGUGUGCACUAGAUUUCGACACCCUCCACACCACCACCGCCCCCAUCCCCCCUCCCAUCGAGGGUGGACUGCGCCUCGGAGGGACAUCAGGCGUUUUUAGGAGCUGGUCAAGUGACAGACACAAACACACACACACACAGAGCUGCACUGGCUAAGUUCAGACAAGUAAAGUGAGGGAGCAGCUUCGUGCUGUGGCUAGCAGUGCAUUGAUAUUUACAAGCAUCCAGUAAAGGCAAAAAAGCAAACAAACACACAGACGGCAAAUAAAACAUCCGAGGACGAGGAAAUGUUGCAGCAGAAGCAAAUGGAUUUAAUUGCGAUGAUUUUAGCUUUCAUGAUCUCUGCAAAACCAGUCUUAGGGUUUGGAAUGGACCCUGACUUGCAAAUAGAUGUCACCACAGAGCUGGAGCUAGAUAAUGCAAGGACGGGAGUUGCUCAGGUACCGGGAUUAUAUAAUAACAGCAGGGCGUAUUUGUUUCAAGAUGUGGAGAGACAAAUACAGGCGGCUCCACACGUUGCGGAGAAAGUGAUUCAGCUGCUUAGAAAUAAAAGCGAGUUCACAAUUGUAGCCACGGUCCAACAAAACAUUUUGACGUCCGGGGUCAUCCUGUCCAUCCAUGAGUCUGAUCUCAGGUACUUUGAACUGGAGAGCAGUGGCCAAAGGGAUGAAAUACGAUAUCACUACCGUUUCAAUGGUAAACCCCGUACUGAGGUGUUCCCGUAUCGACUUGCUGAUGGACUAUGGCAUCAGAUAGCACUCUCGAUCAGUGCUUCCCAUCUCUUGUUACAUGUGGACUGCAACAAGAUUUAUGAACGUAUCAUUGAUCCUCCACAGACCAAUCUCAAACCAGGAAUCGGUUUAUGGCUCGGUCAACAAAGCAGUAGACAUGGGCUGUUUAAGGGCAUUUUGCAAGAUGUCAAAAUCAUCUUGAUGCCUAACGGAUAUAUAAUACAGUGCCCAAACCUUAAUCGCACAUGCCCAACUUGCAGCGACUUCCUUAACCUGGUGCAAGGCAUCAUGGAUCUCCAGGAGCUUCUUGCAAAAAUGACGACAAAAUUAAACUACGCAGAGGCCAGGCUGAGUGAGCUAGAGAGCUGUUACUGUGAGAAGACGUGUCAGGUGAACGGGGAGGUCUACCGCAGCAUGGAAUCCUGGGUUGAGAAGUGCAAAAACUGCACCUGCAAGAAUGGAGCCAUUGAGUGCAGACAAGUUACAUGUCCCCAUUUAAACUGCCCACCAGAUUUUCGGCCAGUGUACAGAGUGGGCAAAUGCUGCAAAGAAUGUCGACCCGUAUGUCUCUAUGGGGGUCAGAAGCUGUCUGAAGGGCAGCGAGUGCUGAAAAACAACUGCCGGGAGUGUCGGAACCGGACAAUGGCCAUUGUUCAUGAGACAUGUCCAUCUUUGGAUUGCCCAUUGAAUGAACAAAUUCAGCCUGAAAAUAGCUGCUGUAAUGUAUGUCAUGGCCAUGAUUUCUGUGCAGAUGGACAUCAGUGUGGUGAAAACUCUGAAUGCUGGAACCUGAACACACGAGCGAUAUGCGUGUGCAAGAAUGGUUUUGCUCCCAUCCAGGGUGACACAGCUCAUUGUGAAGAUAAGGAUGAGUGUGCAAAUGGCACAAGCUACUGCCAUGCAAACACUGUGUGUGUGAAUUUGCCUGGAUCAUAUCGCUGUGACUGUCUCCCAGGAUACACCAGAGUUGAUGAUUACUCCUGUACAAAGCGCGAUGAAUGCAGAAACGGACAGCACAGCUGUCACGAGAUGGCGAUUUGCAUGAACACAGUCCGAGGUCACCGCUGUAUCUGUAAGCCUGGCUACGUGGGCAAUGGAACCAUCUGCCGAGCAUUCUGUGAGGAAGGCUGCAGAAAUGGUGGAAGCUGUGUUGGCCCGCAGAUGUGUGCUUGUCCCCCUGGAUUCACUGGACGCGGCUGUCAGAUAGAUAUUGAUGAAUGCGUCGAAGGCAUCAUACAGUGCCAUAAACACGCCCGAUGUGUAAAUGUACCGGGAUGGUAUCACUGUGAGUGCAGGGCUGGUUACCAUGACAAUGGCAACUACUCAUUCACCGGAGACAACUGCAUCGAUAUCGACGAAUGUGCCUCAGGGAUACACAGUUGCUGGAAUGACUCGGUCUGUGUGAAUCUUGACGGAGGGUUUGACUGUCGAUGUCCUAUUGGUGAGCACUGCACUGGAGACUGUCCCCAUGAUGAAGGCUUGAAGCGUAAUGGACAAGUCUGGACCUUGAGAGAGGAUCGGUGUUCUGUCUGCUCAUGUCAGGAUGGGAAUAUUUUCUGUCGAAGGAUUGUAUGUGACUGCCGCACACCAAACGUAGACCUCUUCUGCUGUUCAGAAUGUGACACUAGAGUGACCAGCCAGUGCCUGCAUCAGAAUGGACACCUGGUCUAUCGCAGUGGGGACAUCUGGACCUAUAAUUGCCAGCAAUGCCGAUGUUUGCAGGGAGAAGUGGAUUGCUGGCCUUUAUCCUGUCCGACACUCAGCUGUGAGUACACAACCAUCCCAGAGGGAGAGUGCUGCCCACGCUGCGUGACUGACCCCUGCUUAGCCGACAAUGUGGUCUAUGACAUCCGACGGACGUGUACAGACAACCACGGAAUAACACGCCUGAGUGGCUCGAUAUGGACCAUGGCUGGGUCACUCUGCACGACUUGCAAAUGCAAGAAUGGGAACAUUUGCUGUUCAGUUGAUGUGGACUGCCUCUACAACAACUAAUGCUCUUCCUGCGGACUGGUCAACGUCCUGUACGGAUGGUGCAGGUCGUCACUGCAAUGUACAUCCAAGAAGGCCCUCACAUUGUGGAACCAAAAGCUACCAAAUGGAGCAAGAUUUCCAAGAGUUUUGUGUCGUUGAACUAUCCUGCACUUUUGUGGCUGUCCAGUUCGAAAUUUUUCACUUUCAACUCAAGAUUUGGAGCUUCCAUUAUCUUUCUGUCAGAA